AGCUUUAAAAUAGAGCCAGUCUCUGGCAAGUAUGUACAUCGAUUGGAAGUUUGUAGAAUUAUUGUCAAUAGUCUUGGCUCUGGCCUUCAUGGAAAGUCAUGCAACUUUGGCGGAACCGCAUAAACGAGGAAGGCAUCAGCAUCAAUCAUAUCCAACUACCACCAUCGCUCCUCCUCCAGAAGAAGAGAAUUUAAAUAACAAAUGUUACAAAGAAAUCCCGAAUGUAGCCUUAAAGGCUUACCCUCAUGCGAAGUUCAUCCGAUCCGGUUCCUCCAUGCAUAUGGCAUUUGUAGAAACAUGUUGCGAAGGCUACCAGCCUCAUGUGGUGAAUAGUGUUUCGGAUGAAAUAGCUUGCGAGCCUAUUUGCGAUAAUUGUUUGAAUGGAUAUUGUGUCGCACCUGGGGAAUGUGAGUGUUAUAACGGUUUUGUGAAGAAUGACAAUGGCGACUGUGUGUUUACAUGUCCGAUUAGCUGCCUCAACGGACAGUGCUACCUCGAUGGUACUUGUAAAUGCCACCAGGGCUAUAAGUUAGAUGAGACUAAAAAAUUCUGUCGACCCAUAUGCUCUGAAGGAUGCAACGGAUGGAUGCAGAACUGCACGGAACCCGAGAAUUGCGGUUGCAGCACAGGAUACACAUUGAGAGAAAACGGUUGCACUCCUGUUUGCGAACCUGACUGUGGAUUGGGAGGCGAGUGUGUCGAGCCUAACAAAUGUAGUUGUCAUGAGGAUUUUAAUCUCAAAGAUGGUGUUUGUCAAGCAGAUUGUUAUCAGAAAUGUGACAACGGAAUAUGUUUUUCAAAACACAGAUGUAUUUGCUAUUCGGGAUUUAAGUACCACGAGAAAACGUUAACUUGUAUACCGACUUAGAGACGGUUUAAGUUAUUAAUACAGUUUUGUUUAGUUUGUACAAAUUUUAGAGUUUAAGUUAGUCUAUAUUCUUUGUGUUAAAAUAAGAGUCAAUAUAAUAUGAAAAAUAAUUGAAAUAUUUUAAUA
Molecule: messenger RNA, 994 nt
Organism: Eupeodes corollae
Lineage: Eukaryota; Metazoa; Arthropoda; Insecta; Diptera; Syrphidae
Product: epidermal growth factor-like protein
Exons: 3
Coding region: 32-868 (278 amino acids)
Source: RefSeq, a predicted model, not a curated record